GUUGUUUGAAUCAUGCCCAGCUCUACGAAGGAGCUGAAGCGGGUAGUUCCGCAUCGUAAAGCCACUCACAAGGACGACCCAAAGGCCAAAGCACGUCGGGCGACUAUCUCCGGUUUGUUUGCGUUGCCGCAACACAUCUCCAACAACAUGACUGGCCUGGCUGCCCUCGCUGUCCAAGCAACAUUGUAUCGAGGUCGAAAACUGAAACAAGACUGACGAACACCCCAACAAGACCCGGGUUAGGAUUUAACAAAGUGUACAUUAGACGUUGAUAUGCAUGCACAAGUUGGUUGGCGUGGCUGUGUACAGUGCAUUCUCCAAGGACAGUUUAUAAGCAUCGUCCAUUGAAAAUGCGAUUCCG
Aphanomyces astaci is the source of this 361-nucleotide messenger RNA. RefSeq lists its product as hypothetical. The coding region runs from base 13 to 216 and encodes 67 amino acids. The record is from RefSeq and is a predicted model, not a curated record. The transcript has a single exon. Lineage: Eukaryota; Oomycota; Saprolegniomycetes; Saprolegniales; Verrucalvaceae.